Messenger RNA from Miscanthus lutarioriparius, 972 nucleotides. The record is from the annotation of a GenBank genome assembly. Lineage: Eukaryota; Viridiplantae; Streptophyta; Magnoliopsida; Poales; Poaceae.
AUGGAAUUGGAUGUGGAGGAGGAAAUAUGGAAGUAUUUGUGUCCACUGUCCAGUGAAAUGCUGAGUAGAGAAAAUGAGUAUUUUCAGAAGGCAGAUGGCUUGUGCAAUCAAAAGCAAUGGCUGCAGCAAGGUUACAAGGGUGCUAUUCUGUGGCCCCUAUUUCCCUGCUUCCACGAGGUAGACGAAGUGGGCCUUGAGCAGGUACCUGAUGUUAUCCAAAACUAUCAUAUAUGUGCUGUGAAGAAUCGACGCAUAGAUUCAGAUAUCAUUGCCAAGGCAACCCAGAUGAAGAUUAUUAUGCAGUAUGGUGUUGGGUUAGAAGGUGUUGAUGUAAAUGCUGCUACAGAACACAAAAUCAAAGUUGCAAGAAUACCUGGGAGUAUGACAGGAAAUGCAGUCUCUUGUGCAGAGAUGGCAAUCUAUCUUACCCUUGGUGUUCUGCGGAAGCAAAAGUUGAUGGAUGCUGCUGUGCAUCAGAAGGGCCUGGGAAGUCCAACAGGAAGAACAAUAUUAGGCAAAACAGUCCUUAUCCUAGGAUUUGGGGCCAUUGGUGUGGAAAUUGCCAAGAGGCUAAAACCAUUUGAUGUUGACGGGCUUGUAGAUCAAAAAGGUGGACCAGAAGAUAUCUAUGAACUUGCUGGAGAAGCUGACAUAGUCAUAACAUGCUUGCUACAAACCAAUGAAACAGUUGGAAUUGUUGAUGAUAUGUUCCUCUCAGCGAUGAAAAGGGGUUCGUGUCUGGUCAAUAUUGCUAGAGGAGGCCUUUUGGACUACAAGGCUGUCUUCAAUCACCUUGAGUCAGAGCCAUUUGAUCCAGAGGACCCCAUUCUGAAAUUCUCAAAUGUUAUUAUAACACCACAUGUUGCUGGAGUCACCGAAUACUCCUACCGAACUAUGGCAAAGGUUGUUGGUGAUGUCGCUCUCCAGCAUCAUUCAGGGGAAACAUUCACCGGAAUAGAAUUUGUGAAUUAG